Molecule: messenger RNA, 1866 nt
Organism: Carica papaya (papaya)
Lineage: Eukaryota; Viridiplantae; Streptophyta; Magnoliopsida; Brassicales; Caricaceae
Gene: ALDH3H1
Product: aldehyde dehydrogenase 3H1
Biological process (GO): aldehyde metabolic process
Cellular component (GO): cytoplasm
Molecular function (GO): aldehyde dehydrogenase (NAD+) activity
Source: RefSeq, a predicted model, not a curated record
GCAACAGAUUCUCUCAAAUCCAUAACAAAAAUCCAACCACUAACGCUAGUAAAAUUAUUGAAUACAAGCGAUUCUGUCCAGAUAAUUUACCUAGAAAGGAGAAAGUUACGCGUCAUCUAUAUAUAUCUCCGUCGACAUACACAUAUACAUACAUUCUCCCUGUGUCUAUACGGUCGUGGCGGCAGUCUCCAGCAUGGGAAGCGAAGUGCGGAUGAAAGUAUUCGGUGCAGAUGAAGCGAGCGAGCUUAUGAAGGAAUUGAGAAUCACCGCCGCCUCCGGCAGGACACGGAGCUACGAUUGGCGAGUGGCUCAGCUGAAGAAUCUGUUGAAGAUAUGCGAAUAUCAUGAACCAGAGAUUGUCGCUGCUCUGCGUGAGGACCUAUCCAAGCCUGAACUCGAAUCCAUACUCUACGAGGUCGCCAUACUGAAGAACUCAAUUGGGUUGGCACUCAAGGAACUGAAACACUGGAUGAUGCCAGAAAAGGCUAAAACUUCAAUUACAACUUUUCCUUCAUCAGCUGAAAUCGUGCCAGAACCGUUGGGCGUUGUAUUGUUAAUCUCAGCUUGGAACUAUCCUUUUUUGUUGUCUCUUGAUCCACUAGUUGGAGCAGUUGCAGCCGGUAAUGCUGCUGUUCUAAAGCCCUCAGAAAUUUCUCCAGCUACGUCCUCAUUGCUUGCAAAAUUGGUUGGAGAAUAUAUGGAUAGCUCUGCUAUAAGGGUUGUUGAAGGGGCUGUUGCUGAAACGACUGCAUUAUUGGAGCAGAAGUGGGACAAAAUAUUUUACACAGGAAAUGGAAGAAUUGGACGUAUUGUGAUGGCCGCUGCUGCAAAGCACCUGACACCUGUUGUUAUGGAGUUAGGUGGAAAAUCUCCAGUUGUUGUUGACUCGGGCAUCAAUCUACAAGUUGCAGCUCGGCGCAUAAUUGCAGGGAAAUGGGGCUGUAAUAAUGGACAAGCAUGCAUUUCUCCUGACUACAUUAUCACAACAGAAGAUUAUGCUCCGAAAGUGGUGGAUGCCCUGAAGGGUGAACUUGAGGCAUUUUAUGGGAAGAAUCCGCUGCUGUCAAAGGACUUAUCCCGUAUUGUCAAUUCCAAUCACUUUGCUCGCUUGAUAAAGCUCUUGGAUGAGGAUAAGGUUUCUAGUAAAAUUGUAUAUGGAGGUGAAAGGGACAGUGCCAACCUGAGAAUUGCUCCAACCAUCUUGCUUGAUGUCCCACGAGAUUCUCUGAUAAUGACUGAGGAAAUAUUUGGCCCUCUGCUCCCAAUUAUUACGGUUGACAAAUUGGAAGACAGUUUUGAUGUGAUAAACUCGGGAACAAAGCCACUUGCAGCAUAUUUAUUCACCAAUGACAAGAAAUUGAAGCAGAAAUUUGUAAUGACCGUCUCCGCAGGGGGGCUAGUUGUCAACGACACUACUGUCCAUGUUGCAGUGCACACAUUACCAUUCGGGGGAGUUGGGGAGAGUGGUAUAGGCGCAUACCAUGGGAAAUUCUCCUUUGAUGCUUUCAGUCAUAAAAAAGCAGUUCUAUAUCGAAGUCUUGCCGGCGAUGCAGCCAUCAGGUAUCCACCAUAUACAGAUGGGAAGCUAAGAUUGCUUAAGGCUAUGAUUGGUGGGAAUAUAAUGGGCAUAAUCCGAGCCCUGCUCGGAUUUGCUUAGGUUUAUAAGCACUAAUGUGGGGUUCUCUGGAGUGUUAAGUUUUCUUUGUAAAUUUUUUUAAAGGACGCGUUCGGUUCAGCAUGUAUUUAUUGUUGGUUCUUGUUACAGUCAUUGAUAGAAUUUGAUUAUAAGCAUCUUCUUCUGAAAUUGGAAAUAAAAAGAAAAAUUAUGAUGGUGAAAUAGAAUUGAAUGAGGCACCUGUUUCUCCA